AUGGCAACAAACAAUAGCAAUCAUACCACCCCUAAGAACAUCGUCACCGAGAAUCCUGACUUCGGAAUGGACCCAGUGACGAUCCCUUCUUCGGUGGAAGCUCACAAUAUCUACGAUUUAUCAACCACCAUUCUAAAUAAACCACCGGGAGUACCACCCACUGCUAUCACCAGCCGAUUAUCAGCCCUCUUGAUCCUUAACCAGCCAAUAACCCUUCCAUUUGAAGCUUUCUCAGAGUUGUUUCGCUCUGCAUCGCUUAUUGUUUGUGCUGAUGGGGGAGCCAAUCAGCUACACGACUAUUGUCUAGCUAAUGAACAAAUUAACAGCUAUGUUCCAAACUUUAUUGUUGGAGACUUGGAUUCGCUAAAAGAUGAUGUGGAGAAAACGUAUCAGAAACUUGGGGUGCUUGUGAAAAAACAAGGAUCACAAUAUGCUACUGAUUUCCAAAAAGGAUUGGCGAUGGUGGACUUGUACUUCAAGUUGGGAAAAGAACUAGGCGAGGAGGGGUUUGGCAAGUUUAUAUUGGAUGAUGAGAUAGGAUUGGUCAAUAUCAACAAGACAGUUAGAUCUACUGGUAAUCAUCAUCAUGAUAUCAUGGUCAAUUGUCUUGGGGCUCUUGGAGGCCGGUUCGAUCACACUAUCCAACUGAUGAACCAGUUACACAAAUCAUUUUCUGAGUCUCCUAAUUUGCAGCUCUAUUACAUUGGGGACCAAGAUAUAGUAUUUUAUUUACCCCCGGGAGAGAAUUAUAUCAAGGUGCCAUGUCAAAUGAAGGAAGAAUGGGCCAAGGAUUACAGCUCUAAUGGGGGAAAAUGGAAGGGAAACACCUGUGGGAUUCUCCCGAUAUUCGAGAAAGUGAUAUUGACUACCAAGGGACUUAAAUGGGAUGUUGAAGAAUGGGAAAGCGGGAUGGGAGGUAACAUUAGCAGUAGUAAUCGGUUGUUGAAUGGUAGUGCAUCAAUUAAUGAUGGCGAUGAUUGGGUUGUUUAUGUCAAGAGUAAUGGGGCUUUACUAAUUAAUAUAGAGUGGUGA
Molecule: messenger RNA, 1032 nt
Organism: Saccharomycopsis crataegensis
Lineage: Eukaryota; Fungi; Ascomycota; Saccharomycetes; Ascoideales; Saccharomycopsidaceae
Gene: THI80
Product: thiamine diphosphokinase
Exons: 1
Coding region: 1-1032 (343 amino acids)
Biological process (GO): thiamine diphosphate biosynthetic process; thiamine metabolic process
Molecular function (GO): thiamine binding; ATP binding; thiamine diphosphokinase activity
Source: RefSeq, a predicted model, not a curated record